Messenger RNA from Tetranychus urticae (two-spotted spider mite), 1948 nucleotides. It is a transcript of the gene Vps45, whose product is annotated as vacuolar protein sorting 45. The record is from RefSeq and is a predicted model, not a curated record. Lineage: Eukaryota; Metazoa; Arthropoda; Arachnida; Trombidiformes; Tetranychidae. Gene Ontology annotation, biological process: vesicle-mediated transport.
AAAGUGACUCUCUUCACUCUUUUUCUGGGUUGAUAGAUGUAUUGUUUUACUGUGUUUAAUUUUAAUUAAACAUCAACUAUGCAUCUAAUUGAAUCAAUUAAGCACUACAUCAACUUGAUGGUGCAAGAAACUGGAGUUGGUAUGAAAUGUCUUCUCAUGGACAAAGAAACAACUUCCAUUGUGAGUAUGGCUUACAGUCAAACUGAAAUGUUGGAUAAAGAAGUUUAUCUGUUUGAACGGAUUGAUCGAAUCAGCUCAUGUGAUCAUAUGAAAUACCUUAAAUGUAUAGUCUUCCUUAGGCCAACCAAAGAAAAUAUCGAUCUUCUCAUACAAGAAUUGCGGAACCCAAAGUUUGGACAGUAUCACAUAUAUUUUAGUAACAUAAUUUCUAAUUCCGAUAUCAUGACUUUAGCUGAGUCUGAUGAACAUGAAUCAGUUCGUGAUGUACAAGAAUUUUAUUCUGAUUUCAUUGCUGUCAGUCCUACUUUAUUCAGUGUUAAUGUGACUAAUGGAAGUUUCAGGGGAAACAAGUGGAACCCAUCAGCUUUGCAGAGAUCAUUAGAUGGGAUAAUAGGUGUUUUAUUAUCAUUGCAAAAAUAUCCGAAUAUUAGAUAUCAAGCAUCAUCAGAUGCGUGUCGGAAACUUGCUGAUGAAGUUAAUCAUUUAAUCAAUAAAGAACAUUCAUUAUUCGCUAAUUGUUCUCAAAAUUGGCCCAAUGAUUCUCCUGCACCACUUUUGUUAGUUCUCGAUCGUAAGAUCGACGCUUUUACUCCAUUAUUGAAUCAGUGGACCUACCAAGCAAUGCUUCAUGAACUGCUGACAAUAAACAACAACCGUAUCAAUCUUUCCAAUAUUCAAGGCAUUAGUAAAGAUAUGCGAGAGGUAGUUGUUUCAGCUGAACAAGAUGACUUUUAUUCCAAAAACAUGUACAAAAAUUUUGGUGAAAUUGGUAUAAAUAUAAAAAUUUUAAUGGAAGAUUUCCAAGAUAAAACAAAAAGCCAAAAAAAGGUCGAAACCAUAUCCGAUAUGAAAGAUUUUAUUGAACAAUAUCCACAGUUCAAGAAAAUGUCUGGUACAGUCUCAAAACAUGUUCUUCUCAUAAGUGAACUAUCCCGAUUAGUUGCGGCACAUAACUUAAUGGAUGUUUCGGAAGCUGAACAAGAAAUGGCAUGCCAAUCUGAACAUUCCAAAUCUUUAAAAAAAGUUCGUCAACUUUUGGAAGACAGCAGAGUACAGAAUAUUGAUAAGCUUCGUUUGGUCAUGUUAUAUGCUCUUCGAUUCGAGAAUAAUUCCAACCAAGAAAUAGCUGAGUUAAAAAAAAUACUUAAAUCAAAAGGCAUACCAGAAGAACAGAUUAAGUCUAUUCAAAGUUUACUUAACUACGCUGGCUUCAAAAGUCAGAAUCAAACUCAAACAGAUCUACUUUCAACUGUAAAUGAAGUAUUCAAAAAACGUAUAAUCAAAGGUUUAAAAGGUAUCGAAAAUAUUUAUACUCAACAUACACCAAUAUUGCGGGAAAUUAUUGAAGAUUUAGCACGUGGUAGACUUAAAGUCAACAAUUUUCCCUAUCUAACUGAAGAUCGAUCGCAAGGAACCGAGAAACCUACUGAUAUUAUUAUCUUCAUGGUUGGUGGUACAACUUAUGAAGAAGCUUUGCAUGUUGACGCACUUAAUCGGUCACUUCCAGGAGUUCGAAUUAUUCUUGGAAGUACAUGUAUACAUAACUUAGCAUCCUUCUUAGAUGAACUUAGCUACACAAGCUCAAGGACUGGCUUUUGAGCUCUUUUUUCAUCAUCUAUUUAUUGUAUCAACUAUCUUUUAAAGCGAAUAUUGUGGUUAAAUAACAUUGUUCAAUCAUCUCGUUGAUUCUAAGUCAUUAUGAAGUGAAGAAGAUUGGUGUCUUUUCUCAAUGGACCUUUAAUUAAAUUUUUGGCUCUUCGUUUUGUGA